Messenger RNA from Tigriopus californicus, 1763 nucleotides. It is a transcript of the gene Mocs2B, whose product is annotated as molybdopterin synthase catalytic subunit-like. Gene Ontology annotation, biological process: Mo-molybdopterin cofactor biosynthetic process. Lineage: Eukaryota; Metazoa; Arthropoda; Copepoda; Harpacticoida; Harpacticidae. The transcript has a single exon. Gene Ontology annotation, cellular component: cytosol. The record is from RefSeq and is a predicted model, not a curated record. The coding region runs from base 152 to 1312 and encodes 386 amino acids. Gene Ontology annotation, molecular function: molybdopterin synthase activity.
GUGUCCUGAUUUGGCCAUUUUAAGGGGAUCCUUUGUGCUGGCCUUGAACCAAGACUACGUGGAUCACAACCAGGUUUUAGAUUUGAAGAGCGGGGACGAACUGGCCGUGAUCCCACCCAUCAGUGGAGGUUAGACGAGUCAAUUGUACAAGAUGACAGACUCGAUCAAAAUCACGGGCGAGUGCUUGCAUAUCUCCGAGAUCUCCAAUAUUGUCACAUCACCCUCAACGGGAGCCACCAGUCUCUUUAUUGGGACGACUCGGGACAAUUUUGAUGGGAAAACCGUCUUAAGACUCGAAUAUGAGGCGUACAUUCCCAUGGCCGAAAAGGAGCUGAAGAAGUUGUGUUCCAAAGUCAGAGACAAGUGGAACGUGGCCAACAUUGCCAUUCACCACCGCAUUGGUGUGGUUCCAGUGACCGAGGCCAGUGUUGUUAUCGCCAUUUCGUCGGCACAUCGCCAAGAAUCCCUGGAGGCCGUCCAUUUCGCUAUUGACGAGCUCAAGGCCACCGUUCCAAUCUGGAAGAAGGAGGUCUACGAAGGCGAGUCCAAUGCAUGGAAAGAGAACAAAGAGUGCAAAUGGAAAGGACAGAACUUCCUGGAAAGUGACGAGUGCGACUCGAAUUCCGAGAGUGAAUCUGAUAUCGAUCCCAAGUUCGUGCAAGUCGUGGCUCCCAAAUCCGAGAUUGAUCGACGCAUGCAAGCUUUUAUCCAACGCAAACGGGACGAGAUCAAUAACUCGAAUGUACUCGAAUUCUGCAAUCGGCAUGUGAGUGAGAAGAACGAUUUCUCUUGUGCCAGAACCGAUGCGGUUUUAUGGCGGCAAAAUGGGAGCUCGUCUCAUUUGAGACAGACACAAGUUGUAAAUGCCAUCGGGCCCCAAACCGAGAACUAUCCGAUCCGGGAUCACGCUUCAUUGCUCCAGAAUGCUCCAUUCAUAAAAAGUGAAGAUACUGCCAAGAUUGGCGGUGGUGAGCCCCUGGACUCGGGAGAUCAGUUGCCGGAGGGUGUCCGUGAACGCUUCCAAACCUUGGAGAAGAAACUGAUUCUGGAGAGGGGCCAACCUGUACCCAAGGAUGUGUAUGCUCGAUUAAAGCUCUUGGAAGAUCAUGUCCGAAGACUGGAAGGCACGUCUCCGGAGUAUUUAGAUCUCUUUCAGGGGAGAAUGGUCGUGAAAGCGGAAAAUGAUAGUCGUGAUCGUGAAGCCAACGAAGAACGCCGAGAGGUUUUGGCACAAUCCUUGACUGGCUUGAAUACGAGAAUUCAAGAACUGCAAGCAUCCCUGAGAGUCAAGUCUGAACCCACAGACAAAUGAUGAUGAUGAUUAUUCUAGUUUGGCAUAGAGAUUAAUAAAUACAAUAAAGAAAUAUUUUUUAUUUGAUGCUCAAGAAAAUCUGUAUUCGAUUUAGAACUUAAUUGAUUAACCGAAUAUGCGUAACGGCUGAAGUGAAGCCAAAUUAGAGACAGAAUUUUUUGUGUCAUAGUUUGGGUCGUUAUUCUUCUCUAUUCUUCUUCCGUCUCAGGUGAGAUAAUAGGUAUGUCGUCUUCAUUGGGAUCGGGAAGGAUUUCCUCUUCUGGCUUUUCCACUUCUUCAGACAGUUCCUGUUUAGCAGAUUUUCCAGACACGGGCCGACUUCGAGGAGCAGCUUCAAUGUCUUCUUCCUCGUCAUCAUCUCCAUGCUCGAGAUCAUCCAUGGUGGUGAUAGUGUCGUCGUCGACUUGCUCCUUGUAAUUGUCGUCCGCAGACGCAUCCGCCAAAAGAGCCU